GCGCAUUAGAAACGCAGGAAUCCGAAAAUAGCCGAGACAGUUUCGAGCACAGGCUGCGGACGUUAGCAGGGGUGUGUGGCACGCGUUCGUUUGAAUGUUGUUAAGAAGUGUUCGCCCUGUCUGACUAGUAGAGGAUCAGUGCAGAGGAGCGAGCAGCGGCUGCCCGUUUCUCCCACACUGACUCAGUGGCGCCUACAUUCCCUUCCCUUCCACUCCGCAGCACACUCAGCCAUAUUGCUGCUAAGCGCUUCGGACUCUGCCGUUACCCUUUUACCCCUGGCUGCACGGAAAAGUGUCCGAAAAGUUGGAAGGGCUCCGAAGAAGCACUCCGACUAACUCAAUAGCGUGAUUUGGAUUUUACAUUUCACUGCUGUCACUGAGAGAGUCUCCGGUCGCUGCGCGGCUGCUGCCCGGAUUAAACGCCGCCCGUCCGCCCGCCCGUCGGUCGCCGUGCUGGGUUACUGAAAGAUGGUGGACCGCUUGGCAAACAGCGAGGCCAACUCCAAGCGCAUCGCGGUGGUGGAGAGCUGCUUCGGCACGGCCGGUCAACCACUGGCCAUCCCAGGCCGUGUGCUCAUCGGAGAGGGCGUGCUCACCAAACUGUGCCGUAAAAAGCCCAAAGCACGACAGUUCUUCCUCUUUAAUGACAUCCUGGUGUAUGGCAACAUCGUCAUCCAGAAAAAAAAGUACAACAAGCAGCACAUCAUCCCGCUGGAAAGUGUCACCAUAGAUACUGUGGCGGAUGAGGGAGACCUGCGCAACGGCUGGCUCAUCAAAACCCCUACCAAGUCUUUUGCAGUGUAUGCUGCCACAGCCACAGAGAAGUCAGAGUGGAUGAGCCACAUCAGCAAGUGCGUGUCAGAUCUGCUGGAAAAGAGCGGCAAGUCGCCCACCGGCGAGCAUGCGGCAGUGUGGGUGCCGGACUCUGAGGCAUCCGUCUGCAUGCGCUGCCAGAAGGUGAAGUUCACCCCCGUCAGCAGGCGCCACCACUGCAGAAAGUGUGGCUUUGUGGUGUGCGGGCCCUGCUCGGAGAAAAAGUUCCUGCUGCCCAGCCAGUCGUCCAAACCGGUCCGUGUUUGCGAGUUCUGUUACGACCAGCUCUCCACAGGGGCCACCCUGCCAGUCCGCUCGAACUCCUACAGCCUCCUACCACCUAGCUGCAAAUUCGGCUCCAACGUCUCUGACGACGAGGAUGAAGACGAUAGCAGUGACUGAGGGCAGUGAAACUGCCCUUUGCUCUUUUAGAACUAUGGUCUUCUUGUUUAGAGUCCCACGUGCUUUAGUAGCUAGUAGUGGAAAGGUUUGAAAUUAGCAAAGAUUCUACGAUCUUUUGCCGUGAUUUUACUCCUUAGGUAACAGUACCGAUGAAGUAGCAUAAUAAACACACUCUGAAUGUA
Messenger RNA from Pygocentrus nattereri (red-bellied piranha), 1397 nucleotides. It is a transcript of the gene plekhf2, whose product is annotated as pleckstrin homology domain containing, family F (with FYVE domain) member 2. Gene Ontology annotation, molecular function: phosphatidylinositol binding; metal ion binding. The coding region runs from base 469 to 1215 and encodes 248 amino acids. The record is from RefSeq and is a predicted model, not a curated record. The transcript has 2 exons. NCBI's taxonomy places the organism in Eukaryota, Metazoa, Chordata, Actinopteri, Characiformes, Serrasalmidae.